Molecule: messenger RNA, 1833 nt
Organism: Sodiomyces alkalinus F11
Lineage: Eukaryota; Fungi; Ascomycota; Sordariomycetes; Glomerellales; Plectosphaerellaceae
Exons: 1
Coding region: 351-1358 (335 amino acids)
Source: RefSeq, a predicted model, not a curated record
GGUAUCUGAGCAUGGCAGAUGGUCAGGAACCACGGAAACAAACGUAAGUGGCUAGCAGCCAGAGCGAGGGCACAGCGCCAUCCUCUGGCUUUGUGGAAGCUUCCUCGAGCUUGAACCAAAAUACAAUAACUAGACGUGAAAAAGAAGCCAUGACCCGGAGAACUAUGGCGGGACACGUCAACUUCUUGAAAUACCCCUAGAUGCGCAACAUUCUAUGAAACCUACAGAACGCAGCAACUCAGUAGGGCGAGGACAUUGUUAGGGACCACAACAUUGCUAAUAGAAGGAAGACGCGUUAUGGGAUAUUAUCCACUAAACCCUUCACAGUCGAACUAGCUGACGUCGCUGAGAUGUCGGAUUCCGAGCAGGAUAGUAACCAGGCUCUGGAUGCGGCGGGGAUCGGUGGACCGCCACCAAGAGCCCCGGGUCCAGCGACUAGAGGGCCAGCAGAACUCCAGGAGGCCGAUCCAGGUGCGAACCCUCAGAGAGCUGGGGAGCUUGACGCCUAUGAAGACUCUGACGACGACGAUGAAUUCAUGCCAUUGCUGGAUCGUCUCACGGACGCUCCGACCGUCUACUUACCAUGCGGAGGUUCAUCGUCCGAGGAAGAAGAAGUUGACGACGAUGACCCGAUAGUGGUGUCGGACCCCGUCACCGACGCCGAGGUCGUGAACGAACCAUCCCCAGAUUCGUCCGACGAAAGCAGUUGCACUCCACCUGACGCCCCGAGCCCAUCAGCCGGUCAACCCGCAAAACCGAAAUCGACAGAGGGGUCUCCCACGCACUCCGGCGAGGAACAUGACUCCGAAGAAAGCAGCCACACUCCCCCUGACGCCCCUGGCCCAGCAGUCGGGCAAUCCCCAAGCCCGAAAUCUGCAGAAGGGUCUACCACGCAAGCCAGCAAGUCCAGCCCCUCUAGGCCCCAAUCGCCCGGUCAAUCCUCGGAUGCUAGAAACGAACCUUUCCCGGAGUACACGGAGCCGGAGGACUUUGUGCCUGGUGAAGUCAGAGAAACGCUUUACCCGCCUGGGUCGCAUAACUGGCACCCAGCUUUGGUUAAGUACUGGGAGCGAGAAGCGAGGUACUGGGCCGAACGGGCUGCUGCCGAGCUCCGUGAGAACCUGAGGGCUGCCCUCGAGGAACCUAUUUCCCCGGAGGAUUCCCAACGGUCAGAGGAGGGGGAUCCUAGAGGUUCAGCGAGGGGGGGGGAUUCUCAAUCUUCAAGGGAGCAGGACGAGCCUGAAUCUCCAGAGGGCCAGGGCCCCGUGCAUCCAGAGGAGCAGGGGCCUCGGAGUCGCCUGGUAGUCCUGAAGAGCAGGAGCCUCGACAUCCAGAGGAACAGGAGCCUGUGCACCUAGAGGAGCAGAAGCCUUGACAUCCGGAGGAAGAGGAGUGGGAAAUCCUGACGAAUGUGCACAUCUCAAGCGCUCAACCGUCAUCAAUACACCAGCGCGCGAAGCCGAUUGUCUUUAACACAGGACGACGAGGAGAGCCGUCUGUCUGCGGAAAGGUCGAAGCAGCGUGGUUGCGGAAGUUUUGAUGGAUUGUCCGAACACGUUGAGCUGAAGCGGGAGGAGUCUUCGUUUCAUUUUUGUUGUUCGGUAUGAAACAAUGCCAGCGUAAUAAUAUUGGUCGAAUGAACAAGUCGUUGAUGUGUCACAGACAGUCUGCUGAGGCGGCUGAUAGAAGUGCUGGCACUCUUCUAUGAUGUGUCUUUUCCCAUGAAUAAGCCGGGGUGCCUCGAGCUCACGUUAGGACCGCAUCGAAGUCGGGCAGCGGGGUUGGAUGUAGGGAAUAGGUUAGAUGUUGGAACUUAGGUGUAGGUGGUUGACG